AGGCACUCGUAGAGACGUGUAAUCGGUCGCCAGAUUAUGGUUCGACAGGAGCGGAGUGAGGUGGCAGGGACUGGCAGCAGUUGACUCCGGUAUAAUAAGAGCUGGCUGUUUAGCUGUGUCAUUUUUUUGGCCUGGACACGAUCCUUCAAGAAGGUGUGAUUGUCACUGACAAGGUCCUGCUCUAUCCAGCGCUGCCAUGUCGGCGAAGGCCAUCUCAGAGCAGACAGGGAAAGAGCUGUUGUAUAAGAACAUCUGCACCUCGGCGGCCGUGCAGAACCGUUUCCAUUAUGCUAGUGUAACAGCUGAGACUGACUGGGCCCGCCUCACACAGGACCAUUCAUGGCUGCUGACAGAGAGGCUGGUGGUGAAGCCAGAUCAACUGAUAAAGCGGCGCGGGAAGCUCGGCCUAGUGGGGAUCAACAAGGACCUGCAGGGCGUCCGGGAGUGGCUCAAAGACCACCUAAUGAAGGAGACAACUGUGGGAAAGGCAAAGGGUGUGCUGAAGAACUUCCUCAUUGAGCCAUUUGUCCCACACACACAGGAGGAAGAGUUUUAUGUAUGCAUCUAUGCCACACGUGAGGGCGACCACGUGCUUUUCCACCACGAGGGAGGAGUGGAGGUGGGUGACGUGGAUGCCAAGGCCCAGAAGCUGAUGGUUCCAGUGGAUGGCAAGCUCACUGAGGACCUAAUCAAAGAGCGGCUGCUUACACAAGUUCCCGACGACAAGAAGGAUGUUUUGGCCAGUUUUAUAGUCGGCCUCUUCAACUUGUAUGAGGACCUCUACUUUACCUACCUUGAAAUCAACCCUCUUGUCGUCAAUCAAGACGGAGUAUAUGUCCUUGACAUGGCAGCCAAGAUUGAUGGCACAGCGGAUUAUAUCUGCAAGGCUAAAUGGGGGGACCUUGAGUUUCCUCCACCCUUUGGCAGAGAGGCGUACCCUGAGGAGGCCUACAUAGCUGAUCUGGAUGCAAAGAGUGGUGCAAGUCUGAAGCUGACCCUGCUGAAUCCCCGAGGCAGGAUCUGGACCAUGGUGGCCGGAGGAGGUGCUUCUGUUGUCUACAGCGACACCAUCUGCGAUCUGGGUGGGGUGGACGAGCUGGCUAAUUAUGGCGAGUACUCAGGCGCACCCAGUGAACAGCAGACCUACGACUACGCAAAAACCAUCUUGUCUCUCAUGACACGUGAAAAACAUCCUCUAGGGAAAGUGCUGAUCAUUGGAGGAAGCAUUGCAAACUUCACCAACGUAGCAGCCACAUUCAAGGGCAUUGUCAGGGCCAUUAAAGAUUACCAAGGCCCUCUGAAGGAACACGAGGUCACCAUUUUUGUUCGACGUGGCGGUCCGAACUACCAAGAGGGACUCAGGGUGAUGGGGGAAGUAGGGAAGACCACAGGGAUCCCCAUUCAUGUGUUUGGAACUGAAACCCAUAUGACUGCCAUUGUUGGGAUGGCACUGGGCCACCGACCAAUCCCUAACCAGCCCCCGAUGGAUGCCCAUACAGCGAACUUUCUCCUCAAUGCUAGCAACAGUGCAGCGACUCCAGCUACAACAAGGACUGCUUCAUUCUCCGAGCCCAAGUCGCCCACUGAUACCUGCCCGGCCAAGAAGUGUAAAGCAGGGCUUCCAACAGACUCGCUCCAUUCUAUACUGUGGCCUCUGAAGAAUGUGGUCACAGGCGAUUGGAAAGAAGCGCAAGCCUCUUCAGGCUGCAGCGGAGCUAAAGCAACCACUCUCUUCAGAAAAAACACCAAGACCAUUGUUUGGGGCAUGCAGACACGCGCCGUGCAAGGCAUGCUGGACUUUGACUACGUAUGCUCCCGGGAAGAACCCUCUGUGGCAGCCAUGGUCUACCCCUUCACUGGAGAUCACAAGCAGAAGUUUUACUGGGGCCACAAAGAGAUCCUGCUGCCGGUCUAUAAGAACAUGGCCGAUGCCAUGAAGAAGCACCCCGAGGUAGACGUCCUAAUCAGCUUUGCUUCGCUGCGCUCUGCCUUUGACAGCACAGUGGAAGCCAUGCAGUACCCACAGAUUCACACCAUCGCCAUCAUAGCCGAGGGCAUCCCCGAAGCUCUGACUAGGAAGGUGAUAAAGAUGGCCGACGAGAAAGGAGUCACCAUCAUUGGCCCUGCCACGGUUGGUGGCAUCAAGCCAGGUUGUUUUAAGAUUGGCAACACAGGCGGUAUGCUGGACAACAUCCUGGCUUCUAAACUUUACCGUCCCGGAAGUGUGGCGUAUGUGUCGCGCUCUGGGGGCAUGUCCAACGAGCUGAACAACAUCAUCUCACGCACUACAGAUGGCGUCUAUGAAGGGGUGGCCAUCGGAGGAGACAGAUAUCCAGGCUCGACCUUCAUGGACCACGUCCUACGUUAUCAGGACACUCCAGGAAUUAAGAUGAUUGUUGUAUUGGGAGAGAUUGGUGGAACAGAGGAGUACAAGAUCUGCCAGGGCAUCAAGGAAGGCAGGAUAACAAAACCUGUGGUCUGCUGGUGCAUUGGAACCUGCGCCACCAUGUUUGCCUCAGAGGUUCAGUUUGGCCAUGCAGGAGCUUGUGCCAACCAGGCUUCAGAAACAGCGGUGGCCAAGAACCAGGCUCUGAGGGAUGCUGGAGCUUAUGUACCAAAGAGCUUUGAUGAGCUGGGUGACGUCAUCAAGACUGUGUAUGAUGAAUUAGUGGCCAAUGGUACCAUCGUUCCUGCCCAGGAGGUUCCUCCCCCAACAGUACCUAUGGAUUAUUCCUGGGCCCGGGAGUUGGGCCUGAUUCGUAAGCCAGCCUCAUUCAUGACAAGCAUCUGUGAUGAGCGAGGCCAGGAGCUCAUCUAUGCUGGCAUGUCCAUCACUGAGGUCUUCAGAGAAGAGAUUGGUAUAGGAGGAGUGCUAGGAUUGCUCUGGUUCCAGCGCAGGUUACCACGCUACGCCUGCCAGUUCAUUGAAAUGUGCCUGAUGGUGACUGCUGAUCAUGGGCCUGCAGUCUCCGGCGCUCACAACACGAUUGUCUGUGCUCGUGCGGGCAAAGACCUUAUCUCAAGCCUCACAUCCGGCCUGCUCACCAUCGGGGACCGUUUCGGAGGUGCUCUGGAUGCGGCUGCAAAGCAGUUCAGCAAGGCAUUUGACAGCGGCAUGAUCCCCAUGGAGUUUGUCAACAAGAUGAAGAAGGAUGGCAAGCUGAUUAUGGGUAUCGGCCACAGGGUCAAAUCAAUCAACAACCCAGACAUGCGAGUGCAGAUUCUGAAGGACUUUGUGAAGCAGAAUUUCCCUUCCACCCAGCUGCUUGACUACGCCCUCGAUGUAGAAAAGAUCACCACCUCUAAGAAACCCAACCUGAUCCUAAAUGUAGAUGGCUUUAUUGGUGUUGCCUUCGUGGACAUGCUUAGAACUUGUGGAGGCUUCACACGAGACGAGGCUGACGAGUUUGUGGAGAUCGGUGCACUAAAUGGGAUCUUUGUCCUCGGCCGUAGCAUGGGCUUCAUUGGCCAUUACCUGGAUCAGAAGAGGCUGAAACAGGGUCUGUACCGCCACCCAUGGGAUGACAUCUCCUACGUGCUCCCUGAACACAUGUCCAUGUAAUUCCCUUGUCACAGAAUGGAAAUCACUUCCAGACGAUGAUGUCAGGCGGUAUUACACAUCUCAUGUAACUUGUAUCUCCUCUCUAGUUAUGAUAGCAGCUGCCAAGGGGGGUGGAACUGGGCAGGGUUACUUUGGAAAGUGGGAAGUACUGUUUAUCUGAGGAACCUGGGUAGAAGUUUUCAAUCUAGUUUUUAUGGAGGAAAAAGGGGAAGUAUAUUUCUAGGCUCAGUUUUUGAGAACUAAUUUAAAAGGUCUGAGAUGUAACUUGUUUAGUUUUUAACAAACAGCCACACCAAUGCAAAUCUUAGCUGCAGGAGCACAAAAUCACUUGGUACACAGAGUCAAAAUUGAGAGAUGGUUAUGCUUAGUUGGGUAUAGGAGCAAGAUCCAAGCAAAAUUUCAGUCCUUAAUCCUGCAAUGCAUAGUCUGCAUAGUAACCUCUGUUAAUGGCUGCAAAGCAUUUUUUAAAAUACUUAAUCUGCCUGGUUUAGACCACAAGAAAAGGUGCUUAAAUGUGCUUUCUGGCUUUCCGAGUGCUGCAAAUUAGUUUAAACACUAGAUCCCUUUUUAAACUCCUUCACCAUGAUUCACUCCUAACAAAAAAUAGUCAAUCUCAUCCCAAAUUAAACCAAAGUUAUUUUAGGGUGUUUUGUUUAUUUAAUUAAAAAAAAGAAGAGGAAAAAAAAAAGCAAGAUGCAGUGGUAGAUGGUACAAAUGUCAUGAAAAGGAUACAUCAUUAUGGAAAUGAGAGGAAUUAGACACAAGUCAGGAGUCUCUCCACCAUUUGCCUUUCAUGAAACCAGCCUGGGUUAUAGUUAAGUUAAUCAGUUUGUUAGUAUUCUAAUAACUGUAGAAAAAAGGAAGCUGUAGACGCAUCAAGAAGAGGCGAACAAAUGCUUCAUGAAUGAGCCCUGUGAGUCUGGAAAGCCUCUUUUGGUGAGGGACCAUGAAAGCAGUUUGCUGUACUUUGGAAACUUGCAGCACAUAAUCCGGAUGUUCUCCAACUUCCAGUAAAAACUCACAACACUCUGUAACAGCCCACUGUAAUGUCUGCUGUGCUUAAUCUGUUUUUAUUUAAAUGUGAAAAAAGCUUUUUUUGUUUUGUAAUAUGCUGUCAUAAAGUAGUAAAAUAAAGAACUUAUUGUUUUUCUUUUA
Molecule: messenger RNA, 4717 nt
Organism: Haplochromis burtoni (Burton's mouthbrooder)
Lineage: Eukaryota; Metazoa; Chordata; Actinopteri; Cichliformes; Cichlidae
Product: ATP-citrate synthase
Exons: 30
Coding region: 197-3562 (1121 amino acids)
Biological process (GO): citrate metabolic process; fatty acid biosynthetic process; tricarboxylic acid cycle
Cellular component (GO): cytosol
Molecular function (GO): ATP citrate synthase activity
Source: RefSeq, a predicted model, not a curated record